Messenger RNA from Megalops cyprinoides (Indo-Pacific tarpon), 4761 nucleotides. RefSeq names its product collagen, type II, alpha 1b (gene col2a1b). The transcript has 54 exons. NCBI's taxonomy places the organism in Eukaryota, Metazoa, Chordata, Actinopteri, Elopiformes, Megalopidae. Bases 239 to 4711 code for a protein of 1490 amino acids. Gene Ontology annotation, molecular function: extracellular matrix structural constituent; protein binding. Gene Ontology annotation, cellular component: collagen type II trimer. The record is from RefSeq and is a predicted model, not a curated record.
UACGAAGAUCCAUUGAAGGCAGAGCGGACAUAAAACUGCGGUGCCUGGCCUCGAGCGGUCGGUACUGAGUUUCUGCUGGGGCCUGGCGCUGGAUUCCCCGUCGAUUUUGGAAGGUUGACUUUAUGGUUCGGUUCGGUCACUGGGAACACACACACUAAAAACAGAGAGAGCCGCUCUGCUCCCUUCGCCCCUUCUUCAUUUUCUUCCCCCAAAGGCCCUGCAUGUCUAAUAUUUAGACAUGUUCAGCUUUGUGGACUCGAGGACUGUACUGCUACUUGUAGCAACUCAAGUCGUUCUAUUAGCCGUUGUCAAAUGUCAGGAAGAGGAUGACCAGGAUCCGGGCAGCUGUGUGCAAGAGGGCCAGCGCUAUAGUGACAAGGACGUGUGGAAACCGCAGCCUUGUCGCAUCUGCGUGUGCGACACUGGGACUGUGCUGUGCGACGAAAUUAUCUGCGAGGAACUAAAAGACUGUCCCAACCCCGAGAUCCCAUUCGGAGAGUGUUGCCCCAUCUGCCCUGCUGACACAAGCCUCCCCAGUGGGCCGGCUGGUGCUAAGGGACAGAAGGGCGAACCAGGAGACAUCACUGACGUUGUAGGACCAAGAGGACCAGCAGGCCCCAUGGGACCCCCAGGAGAGCAGGGACCACGCGGAGAGAGAGGGGAGAAGGGUGAGAAGGGAAGUCCUGGCCCCCGCGGCAGAGAUGGUGAGCCUGGUACCCCUGGAAACCCUGGCCCCCCUGGACCACCAGGGCCCAACGGACCCCCUGGCCUCGGCGGAAACUUUGCUGCUCAGAUGGCUGGUGGAUUUGACGAGAAGGCUGGAGGUGCACAGAUGGGCGUGAUGCAAGGACCAAUGGGCCCUAUGGGUCCAAGAGGACCACCCGGCCCCACUGGAGCCCCUGGCCCACAAGGUUUCCAAGGCAACCCCGGAGAGGCAGGAGAGCCCGGAGCAGCUGGCCCAAUGGGUCCCCGUGGCCCACCUGGACCUGCUGGCAAACCUGGAGAUGAUGGUGAAGCUGGCAAGCCUGGCAAAUCUGGUGAGCGUGGACCUCCAGGGCCUCAGGGAGCUCGUGGAUUCCCAGGAACUCCUGGUCUGCCCGGAAUCAAGGGACACAGAGGCUACCCUGGUCUGGAUGGUGCAAAGGGAGAGAGCGGAGCUGCAGGAGCUAAGGGUGAGGCUGGUGCCCCCGGCGAGAACGGCGCCCCUGGACCAAUGGGCCCACGUGGUCUGCCUGGUGAGAGAGGCCGCCCUGGACCUUCUGGAGCUGCUGGUGCUCGUGGUAAUGACGGUUUGCCUGGCCCCGCUGGUCCCCCUGGGCCUGUCGGUCCCGCUGGAGCUCCAGGCUUCCCCGGUGCCCCAGGCGCUAAGGGUGAAGCUGGUCCCACCGGUGCUCGUGGACCUGAGGGUGCCCAGGGACCCCGUGGAGAGUCUGGCACCCCGGGAUCUCCCGGCCCUGCUGGCGCUUCCGGUAAUCCUGGAACUGAUGGUAUCCCUGGAGCCAAAGGAUCUGCUGGUGCUCCUGGUAUUGCUGGUGCCCCAGGUUUCCCAGGCCCCCGUGGGCCUCCUGGACCUCAGGGAGCAACAGGACCUCUUGGGCCCAAGGGACAGUCGGGUGACCCCGGUAUUCCAGGGUUCAAGGGUGAGGCCGGCCCCAAAGGAGAGCAGGGUCCCGCUGGUCCGCAAGGCGCCCCUGGCCCUGCCGGAGAAGAGGGAAAGAGAGGACCCAGAGGAGAGCCCGGUGCUGCUGGACCCCUCGGACCCCCUGGCGAGAGAGGUGCCCCUGGUAACCGUGGUUUCCCAGGUCAGGAUGGUCUUGCUGGUCCCAAGGGUGCCCCUGGUGAGCGUGGACCACACGGUGUCUCCGGGCCCAAGGGUGCCAACGGCGACCCCGGCCGCCCCGGAGAGCCUGGACUGCCAGGCGCAAGAGGUCUUACUGGCCGCCCUGGUGAUGCUGGUCCUCAAGGGAAAGUUGGUCCAUCCGGUGCUGCUGGUGAGGAUGGGCGCCCUGGACCACCCGGCCCCCAGGGAGCUCGGGGUCAGCCCGGUGUGAUGGGAUUCCCCGGACCCAAGGGAGCCAACGGUGAGGCUGGCAAACCAGGAGAGAAGGGAUUGGUUGGUGCUCCAGGUCUGAGAGGUUUGCCUGGCAAAGAUGGUGAGACUGGCGCGGCGGGACCUCCCGGCCCUGCUGGCCCUGCUGGAGAGAGAGGAGAACAAGGUCAGCCUGGACCCUCUGGCUUCCAGGGUCUCCCCGGACCUCCUGGCCCCCCUGGUGAGGGAGGCAAGCCUGGUGACCAGGGUGUUCCCGGAGAGGCUGGAGCCGCAGGUGCCACUGGACCAAGAGGUGAGCGUGGUUUCCCAGGUGAGAGAGGAGCUGCCGGGCCCCAGGGUCUGCAGGGACCUCGCGGUCUGCCUGGAACUCCCGGAACUGACGGACCCAAGGGAGCCAUUGGCCCAGGUGGCGCUCCUGGUGCCCAGGGUCCUCCUGGCCUUCAGGGCAUGCCUGGCGAGAGAGGAGCUUCCGGCAUUCCCGGACCCAAGGGUGACAGAGGUGACAAUGGUGAGAAAGGACCCGAGGGUGCUCCCGGCAAGGACGGUUCCAGAGGUCUGACUGGUCCCAUCGGUCCUCCUGGCCCUGCUGGUCCUAAUGGUGAGAAGGGUGAAUCUGGUCCCGCCGGGCCCCCUGGAGCUGCAGGUGCCCGUGGUGCUCCUGGUGACCGUGGUGAGACUGGACCUCCCGGGCCUGCUGGCUUCGCCGGUCCCCCUGGUGCAGAUGGCCAGCCUGGAGCCAAGGGAGAGCAGGGUGAGGGCGGGCAGAAGGGUGACGCUGGCGCCCCUGGCCCCCAGGGACCCUCCGGAGCUCCCGGACCUCAGGGCCCUACUGGUGUUUCUGGACCCAAAGGUGCUCGCGGUGCUCAGGGACCUCCUGGUGCUACUGGUUUCCCUGGUGCCGCUGGUAGAGUUGGACCUCCUGGCCCUAAUGGUAACCCUGGUCCUUCUGGCCCUGCUGGUCCUCCCGGUAAAGAUGGACCCAAGGGUGUCCGUGGUGACGGUGGUCCUCCAGGAAGACAGGGAGAUGCCGGUCUGCGUGGACCUGCCGGUCCCCCCGGAGAGAAGGGAGAACCUGGAGAGGAUGGUCCCCCUGGUCCAGAUGGUCCCUCAGGUCCCCAGGGUCUGGCUGGACAGCGUGGUAUUGUUGGUCUGCCUGGACAGCGUGGUGAGAGAGGUUUCCCCGGUCUUCCUGGACCUUCUGGUGAACCCGGCAAGCAAGGUGCUCCUGGUUCCGCUGGUGACCGUGGCCCCCCUGGCCCUGUUGGACCCCCUGGCCUGACUGGACCUGCUGGAGAGCCUGGUAGAGAGGGCAACCCUGGAUCUGAUGGGCCUCCAGGUAGAGAUGGUGCCACUGGAAUCAAGGGAGAUCGCGGUAACACUGGUCCUGCUGGUGCUCCCGGUGCCCCCGGAGCACCUGGUGCCCCAGGUCCAGUUGGCCCUACUGGCAAACAGGGAGACAGAGGAGAGGCUGGUGCUCAAGGACCUGCAGGACCUCCUGGACCAGCUGGAGCCAGAGGAAUGGCUGGACCUCAAGGGCCACGCGGAGACAAGGGUGAGGCGGGCGAGGCUGGCGAGAGGGGACAGAAGGGACACAGAGGGUUCACCGGUCUGCAGGGUCUGCCUGGACCUCCCGGUCAGCCUGGUGACCAGGGUGCUUCCGGACCUGCUGGCCCCACUGGAGCAAGAGGACCCCCUGGCCCUGUUGGUCCCUCAGGAAAAGAUGGUGCCAAUGGUCUGCCUGGCCCCAUUGGACCCCCUGGACCUCGUGGUCGCUCUGGAGAGACUGGUCCUGCUGGUCCUCCUGGUAAUCCCGGACCCCCUGGUCCUCCUGGUCCCCCCGGCCCCGGCAUUGACAUGUCCGCAUUCGCAGGCCUUUCUCAGCCCGAAAAGGCCCCCGAUCCCCUGAGGUACAUGAGAGCCGACCAGGCCUCCGGAAACCUGCGCCAGCACGAUGCCGAGGUGGACGCCACCCUCAAGUCCCUUAACAACCAGAUCGAGAACAUCCGCAGUCCCGAGGGCUCCAAGAAGAACCCUGCCCGCACCUGCAGGGACCUCAAACUGUGCCACCCCGACUGGAAGAGCGGUGACUACUGGAUCGAUCCUAACCAGGGCUGCACCAUUGAUGCCAUCAAGGUCUUCUGCAACAUGGAGACUGGCGAGACCUGUGUCUACCCCAAACCCGCCAGCAUCCCACGCAAGAACUGGUGGACCAGCAAGAGCAAGGAUCGCAAGCACAUCUGGUUUGGAGAGACCAUGAACGGAGGAUUCCACUUCAGCUACGGUGAUGACAGCCUCGCACCCAACACCGCCAGCAUCCAGAUGACCUUCCUGCGGCUGCUGUCCACCGAGGCUUCACAGAACCUCACCUACCACUGCCGCAACAGCGUGGCCUACAUGGACCAGGCCACUGGCAACUUGAAGAAGGCCUUGCUGCUGCAGGGCUCCAACGAUGUGGAGAUCCGCGCCGAGGGCAACAGCCGCUUCACCUACAGCGUGCUCGAGGAUGGCUGCACGAAACACACAGGCCAAUGGGGCAAGACAGUAAUCGAGUACAAAUCACAGAAGACCUCCCGUCUGCCCAUUGUGGACAUUGCCCCCAUGGAUAUCGGUGGAGCAGACCAGGAGUUUGGAGUUGAUGUCGGUGCAGUCUGCUUCUUGUAAAGAGGAAUAACAAGAAGAAGAAAAAACACAAAAGAUAAGAAAUAAAACAC